Alligator sinensis (Chinese alligator) is the source of this 5661-nucleotide messenger RNA. It is a transcript of the gene ADGRL3, whose product is annotated as adhesion G protein-coupled receptor L3. Gene Ontology annotation, cellular component: axon; membrane; cell-cell junction. Gene Ontology annotation, molecular function: G protein-coupled receptor activity. The transcript is spliced from 21 exons. Gene Ontology annotation, biological process: brain development; cell surface receptor signaling pathway; adenylate cyclase-activating G protein-coupled receptor signaling pathway. NCBI's taxonomy places the organism in Eukaryota, Metazoa, Chordata, Crocodylia, Alligatoridae. The record is from RefSeq and is a predicted model, not a curated record. The coding region runs from base 1 to 4155 and encodes 1384 amino acids.
AUGUCUCUCAACCUGGAUUGUGCUAUUAUAGUGCCUGACCAUUCGGUGGUAUGCAGCCAGUUUGCAUUGAGCAAAUGGCUGCCUCAGUAUGAAACUAGGCCUGAUCCAGAGGCCAUUGAAACCAAUGGUAAGACUUUGAUUGAGUUCAAAGUGGAACAAAAAGUUUUUCUUUGUCCUGGACUACUAAAAGGAGUAUACCAGAGUGAACAUUUAUUUGAGUCAGACCACCAGUCUGGGGCGUGGUGUAAGGAUCCUCUUCAGGCUUCUGACAAGAUCUACUACAUGCCUUGGACCCCAUACAGAACUGACACCCUGACAGAAUACUCUUCCAAGGAUGAUUUCAUUGCUGGGAGACCCACUACGACAUACAAGCUCCCUCACCGGGUGGACGGCACAGGAUUUGUGGUAUAUGAUGGGGCUUUGUUCUUCAACAAGGAGCGAACCAGGAACAUAGUCAAAUUUGACUUACGGACAAGGAUAAAGAGUGGAGAAGCUAUCAUAGCAAAUGCUAAUUACCAUGACACUUCCCCCUAUCGAUGGGGGGGCAAGUCUGAUAUAGACCUGGCUGUGGAUGAGAAUGGCCUGUGGGUAAUCUAUGCAACAGAACAAAACAAUGGCAAAAUUGUCAUUAGCCAGUUAAACCCUUACACAUUAAGGAUUGAAGGGACAUGGGAUACGGCGUAUGACAAACGGUCAGCUUCCAAUGCUUUCAUGAUUUGUGGGAUUCUAUACGUGGUGAAGUCUGUGUAUGAGGACGAUGACAACGAAGCUACAGGGAAUAAAAUAGACUACAUUUACAACACUGACCAAAGCAAGGAUAGUAUGGUGGAUGUUCCCUUUCCAAACUCAUAUCAGUACAUUGCCGCUGUGGAUUAUAAUCCCAGGGACAACCUCCUUUAUGUAUGGAACAACUAUCAUGUGGUGAAGUAUUCUUUGGAUUUUGGACCCCUGGACAGCAGAGCAGGGCAGGCUCAUCAUGGGCAAGUUUCCUAUAUUGCUCCACCAAUUCAUCUUGAUUCAGAUCUGGAGAGGCCGCCUUCUAAGGAAGUAUCGCCAUCAGGAGCGCUGGGCACUGGAAGUACCACAAGCAGCACCACACCGCGGGUCACCAGCAGCAGCACUGGGCGCACCACCACCACGUCAGCCACAGGCAGGCGGAACCGCAGCACCAGCACCCCAUCCCCGGCUGUAGACAUCCCUGAAGAGAUGACCACGCAUCUCCCGCCUGCUUCCUCCCAGCUCCCUGCUGUAGGGGCAGAGAGCUGCGAGGCUGUGGAAGCCCGCGAGAUCAUGUGGUCUAAGACCCGGCAAGGACAGGUGGCAAAGCAACCAUGCCCUAUGGGGACAGUAGGUGUUUCAACUUUCUUGUGUCUUGCUCCUGACGGGAUCUGGGACCCCCAAGGGCCGGACCUCAGCAACUGCUCUUCUCCCUGGAUCAACCACAUAACUCAAAAGCUGAAGUCAGGGGAAACAGCUGCCAACAUUGCCAGAGAGCUUGCAGAGCAAACGAAAAACCAUUUGAAUGCUGGUGACAUCACGUAUUCAGUGCGCGCCAUGGACCAGCUGGUGGGCUUACUUGAUGUGCAGCUCCGAAACCUGACACCAGGCGGGAAAGAUAGUGCUGCACGUAGCUUAAACAAGCUUCAGAAAAGGGAGCGCUCUUGCAGGGCCUAUGUCCAGGCCAUGGUUGAGACGGUUAACAAUCUCCUACAGCCACAGGCUCUGAAUGCCUGGAGGGACUUGACUGCAAGCGACCAGCUGCGUGCGGCAACCAUGUUACUUGACACAGUGGAGGAAAGUGCCUUUGUGCUGGCUGAUAACCUCCUGAAGACAGACAUCGUCAGGGAGAACACUGACAAUAUCCAAUUGGAAGUUGCAAGACUAAGCACAGAUGGAAAUUUGGAAGAUUUGAAAUUUCCACAGAACAUGGGUUAUGGGAGCUCAAUCCAGCUAUCAGCAAAUACAUUGAAACAAAAUGGUCGAAAUGGUGAAAUCAGGGUGGCUUUUGUGCUGUAUAACAACCUGGGUCCGUAUCUCUCCACGGAGAAUGCCAGCAUGAAGUUAGGAACAGAGGCCAUGUCAACCAAUCACUCUGUCAUAGUUAACUCCCCUGUCAUUACGGCAGCAAUAAACAAAGAGUUCAGCACUAAAGUUUAUCUAGCGGAUCCUGUGGUGUUUGCUGUCAAGCACAUCAAGCAGUCAGAAGAAAAUUUCAACCCUAACUGUUCAUUCUGGAGCUAUUCAAAGCGCACAAUGACAGGUUAUUGGUCGACGCAAGGAUGUCGGCUCCUGACAACAAAUAAGACACACACUACAUGUUCCUGUAAUCAUCUAACCAACUUUGCUGUCCUGAUGGCACAUGUGGAAGUUAAGCACAGUGAUGCAGUCCACGACCUUCUCUUGGACGUGAUCACGUGGGUUGGCAUUCUGCUGUCACUCGUCUGCCUCCUGAUUUGCAUCUUUACUUUCUGCUUUUUCCGUGGACUCCAGAGCGACAGGAACACUAUUCACAAGAACUUGUGCAUCAGCCUCUUUGUGGCAGAGCUACUUUUCCUCAUUGGUAUCAACCGGACAGAUCAGCCAAUUGCCUGUGCUGUGUUUGCUGCCCUCCUGCACUUCUUCUUCCUGGCGGCAUUCACCUGGAUGUUCUUGGAGGGCGUGCAGCUGUACAUCAUGCUGGUAGAGGUGUUUGAGAGUGAACAUUCACGGAGAAAGUAUUUCUACCUGGUUGGCUACGGGAUGCCUGCAUUGAUAGUGGCGGUGUCAGCAGCAGUCGACUACAGGAGCUACGGCACAGAUAAAGUAUGUUGGCUCCGACUUGACACCUACUUCAUUUGGAGCUUUAUAGGACCGGCGACCUUGAUAAUUAUGCUUAAUGUAAUCUUCCUUGGGAUUGCUCUCUAUAAAAUGUUUCAUCAUACUGCCAUACUGAAACCUGAAUCCGGCUGUCUUGACAAUAUCAAGUCAUGGGUUAUAGGUGCAAUAGCUCUGCUCUGCCUAUUAGGACUGACCUGGGCCUUUGGACUUAUGUAUAUUAAUGAAAGCACAGUCAUCAUGGCGUAUCUCUUCACUAUUUUCAAUUCUCUGCAGGGAAUGUUUAUAUUCAUUUUCCAUUGUGUCCUCCAGAAGAAGGUACGUAAAGAGUAUGGAAAAUGCCUGCGCACACAUUGCUGUAGUGGGAAAAGCACAGAGAGUUCCAUAGGCUCAGGAAAAACCUCUGGGUCACGGACACCUGGACGAUAUUCCACAGGCUCACAGAGCCGUAUUCGUCGGAUGUGGAAUGACACAGUUCGAAAGCAGUCUGAGUCUUCCUUUAUUACUGGAGAUAUAAACAGUUCAGCUUCACUCAACAGAGAGGGGCUUCUGAACAAUGCCAGGGAUACAAGUGUCAUGGAUACUCUACCACUGAAUGGUAACCACGGCAACAGCUACAGCAUUGCCAGCGGCGAGUACCUGAGCAACUGUGUGCAACUCAUUGACCGUGGAUAUAACCACAACGAGACUGCCCUAGAGAAAAAGAUCCUGAAGGAACUCACCUCCAACUACAUCCCUUCCUACCUGAACAACCAUGAGCGCUCCAGUGAACAGAACAGGAACCUGAUGAACAAACUCGUCAACAACAUUGGCAGUGGGAGCGAGGAUGACGCCAUCGUCCUCGAUGAUGCCACCUCCUUCAACCAUGAGGAGAGCCUGGGCCUGGAACUCAUCCAUGAGGAGUCGGACGCCCCCUUGCUGCCGCCAAGAGUUUAUUCCGCAGAGAACCACCAGCCUCACCACUACACCAGGAGACGGAUCCCCCAAGACAACAGUGAGAGCUUUUUCCCAUUGCUAACAAACGAGCACACAGAAGACCUCCAGUCACCCAACAGGGAUUCUCUUUACACCAGUAUGCCUGCACUGGCUGGCAUGCCUGCCACAGAGAGCGUUACCACCAGCACCCAGACCGAUCCCCCCCCAGCCAAAAGUGGUGAUGCCGACGAUGUUUACUACAAAAGCAUGCCAAAUCUAGGCUCCAGAAACCACGUCCAUCAGCUGCACACUUACUAUCAGCUAGGUCGAGGCAGCAGUGAUGGUUUUAUAGUCCCACCAAACAAAGAUGGGACUCCUCCUGAAGGAAGUUCUAAAGGACCCACUCACUUGGUCACUAGUCUAUAGAAGAUUAAGGAAAAAUUAAACAAACGCCCCUCCGUAACACCUGGUUUACUGUUCUGAGUUAAUACAAGCAGUGGUAAUAUUGUGUGUACUCCUAAAUCUUCAUGCUGUUCUAAAAAGCAAACAAACUCAGACUUUUUUUACUGGAAUUUUUAGGCCAGCCCAGAGAGAGAACAAGAACCGCUGAAGUUCCCACCCACUCUUCUCUCCUUCCUCAGACAGACUUCAUUAUGUUAAUGAAAGAGAUAUGACAGAUAAUGGCACACUUUGUGGCCUUCUCAAGUUAUGAUGUGUUUGUUUAAACAUCCUUGAUGCUAAGUUGCUAUUAUUACCAUGGACCUGAUUUUAAAAGAAAGAAAGGCCAAAUCAUGCAUUUGCAACUAGUAGCGAUGAUGCAUCUAGGUGGGAGUGCUGCACAAAACAAAAAGCAAACAACAAAAUAGCAAAACUGUUUAUUAUGAGUCUGUAUCACAUCAUGGUUUUCGGUCACUCACUACUCGGUUUAACUGCAGCUCACUUAGCUGUGGGAGCAAACAAAAGAUCUAAUGAAAUGGAAGGGAAUUCUAGAAUUGUAUGCUAAAGGCAUAUUUUAUGUUUUGCUGUAUUAACUGAUGAUAAAAACUAAUGGCAGAAAAAAAUGGAACAAUUUCUAUGUAAUGUACAGAUACUAGCAUUGCACAUAUAGUCUGCUUUCUGUUCCUCCAGAACUGGCGUCCCUGUUCAUGUAGUGGGAAAAAAAAAAAGAUUUUUUUCUGUUGUGCUGGUCUUGCAAGUUUGUCUACCAGUAGGAGCAAGGUUUUUUCAUAAGUCCUUUUUUUGCCAUUAUUUUUUUCCUUUAAAAAAAGAAAUCACUGGGCAAAAACAAAGGUCACUUUCUAAGGAUCAUUUUUAGUAAUGCGAUCGCAAGUUCUUUUGAACCAAUGGAUUUUUUUUCUCUCACUGUAUAUCUUUCUUCGAUUGGUGUAUUGCCAACAGAACUCUCUGUGAUUAGAGCAGGACAAACUUUAUGUUUACAGUGCACAACUGAAUAAUAAUAAUAAAAUAAUAAUACUAUGAAACAUUUGGCAAGCAGUCCCUCAGCCAGGCAGUAGGUAUGGUUCUAGAAGCCAGGAGAUCUUUUAUAGGCAUAGUGGGGCUUCUGCACGUGAAAGGAUAUAUCCCUGUAGGAGUUAAGAGUCUUCACAGCUCAGUCUGGUCCCCAAUCUAGGCAUUUGUACUGCAGUGGUUAAAAGGAGAAUUGACUCAUAGCAAGAAUUUAAAAGCAAACUAUUUUGAAGUGAUAAAAAAUAAAAGAAAAUUUUCUGUUCCAUUAUUUUCCUAACAGGAAAUGUAUUUAUUUGACAGGAUUUUAAGUAAUGUAGGCUUUCCAGAAGUAAAUUAGCAGCACAGAUUAUAAUUUUUUUUUAAUUUAUGAUCCAUUUUGUAUGGUCUCAAAGUUGAAUGACCUCAUUACUAAUAUUUGUUGUAAAAGUGAAACUUGUUUGCCAACCAAUAAACAACUGAUUAAGA